AUGCACCUACUCCUGCUCCUUCCCCUGCUCUUUCUCCUAUCAGCCUGCUUCCUGCCCCCCAGGACACAAGCAGGAGAGAUCAUCGGGGGACAUAAUGCCAGACCCCACUCCCGCCCCUACAUGGCAUGUCUCAAGAAGUCAAAGCUGGACCCUGACUGCUUCUGUGGGGGUUUCCUAAUCAAAAAGGAUUUUCUGCUGACCGCUGCUCACUGCAAUGACAGCAUGUACACUGUCAUCCUGGGGGCCCAUGACAUCAGCAAGAAAGAGAGGACCCAGCAGGUCAUCACUGUGAGCAGAGCCAUCCCCCACCCAAACUAUAAUUCUGAGAACCUCUCCAACGACAUCAUGUUGCUGAAGCUGAAAAAAAAGGUCAAACUCACUAAUGAGGUGAAACCCAUCAGCCUACCGACCCCUGAGGCCUGCCUGUGUGCAGGGCAGGUGUGCAGUGUGGCCGGCUGGGGGCAGACUGAAAAUGAAGAUUCAUCAAGCACUCUGCAAGAGGUAGAGCUUACCCUACAGGAGGAAACACGAUGUAAAUACCAGUUUAAAAGUGGUUACAACAAGGCCACUCAACUCUGUGUAGGGGAUCCAGCAAAUAUAUAUACUACCUUUUGGGGGGACUCUGGGGGGCCUCUCGUGUGCAACAAUGUGGCCCAGGGCAUAGUCUCUCAUGGACCAAAGGAACCAAAACCCCCAGUGGUUUACACCAAAAUCUCCAGUUUCCUGCCCUGGAUACAUGAAGUAAUCAAAGCCUCUAGCUGAAGAACUAGACUGUUUACUCCAAACUGAUGCUUAAAAAAUAACUGGUUGAGGGUGUGUGAGUGACUGCAGCUGAAUAAAUGUCUG
Molecule: messenger RNA, 846 nt
Organism: Erinaceus europaeus (western European hedgehog)
Lineage: Eukaryota; Metazoa; Chordata; Mammalia; Eulipotyphla; Erinaceidae
Product: granzyme B(G,H)-like
Exons: 5
Coding region: 1-762 (253 amino acids)
Biological process (GO): proteolysis
Cellular component (GO): cytoplasm; intracellular membrane-bounded organelle
Molecular function (GO): serine-type endopeptidase activity
Source: RefSeq, a predicted model, not a curated record